AUGUUGAUGCCGAGGAACUUGGUGUGCGCAACCGGGCCAAUCGCGGAAGAGGAGGUGCUUUCGCUUCUGGAGCUCGAAGCAGAGCCAACCAAUUCUGAUACUGCAGGAUGGAUUCCCAUUGGAUCGCCCGAGCUCAGCUUGGAGUACUGGCGCGACAUGCCAGGUGCCGAACCCUCCGGCAUGUUCUUGCUGAGAAAUUAUCUGAUUCUUCCUGGUAUCUCACCAGCAAUCGCCAGCAAGUUCUUGCACGACGACUGUUCAAGGAAGAAGUGGGACCCCUUGGUUGAGACGCUGGAAGAUCCGGCGGACGAGAGGGUGGAGCAGUCACCUGCCACAGAAGAGUACGGCUGCAGGACGGAAGGCGUUCGCCAAUGGGCAGAGAGGUUGAAACACUUCCGCCUACGGAGAGCCGUAGUGGGGCAUGUCGUUCGAAGUCUGGAGGAUGGAUGCCGCAUCUUCACCUAUGUUCAGAUGGAGGCAACCUCUAUGCUGAUGUCUCUGGGGCCACAAAUAGCUCCAAAGCUUUUUCGAGGAAUGUGCGGCGACUUCUCUCAAGCUUGCCGUGCAGAAUUGGAAAAGGAGCCGCCAGACAUUGACGGUGAAGUCGCGGACAACACGGGUCGAUCGGACACUGUCCAUGUUCCUCAAUUCUUUGACAUGUCAGCAGGUGACGAGACAGGCUCCACGGCAUCCGAAGCCGGAGGCUCUGAGGCCUCGUCCCACUCGGCUGGCUUGGACUUCUUGGGCAUUGUGGAGAAUAAGAAGCUCGUCCCAGCUGUCUCGGCAUUUCGACGCCUUCUCAGGAAGUCAGAAAAGGGCACGACGAGGAGGGCUAAGGCUGAGCCGCAGGAAAGUCACAAAGGAGAGCCGCUCUUGGAGCGGAGCCUGGAACCGGAAGGCGGCAGGCGACGGCGCUCCAGCAUGCUCCGAGAAAAGAAUCGGGAACGCCAGAGAGGCUCCAUGGAAGCCGUGGCAGAACGCCUCGGAGAAGCAGUUCGCCUAAGGAGCCAACACGUCCGGGACUCGGUGCUGGAGGUCGUCCUGGAAGAGGAGGACGAUGGAAAGGCCAAGCUCGUCUCGAGUGAGGCCGAGAAGCAGGCGUCGGCAAGUGCCAGCAAGCCUUCGGCAAACGUUGCCUCCUUCGGCUCCGAGGACUCGAGCAUGCAGAGUGUUUCCGUGCAGCCUCGAAAGCGGUUUUCACUGCCUGUACCUGCACGCAGCAGAAGGAGAUCUUCGGCCCGCAGUGUACACUCGGUCGGCACCACGGACUCGGAGGACAGCAUGUCUUCGGCUUCAGCCGCUGGUGGAGUCAAUGAAGAGGAUACCAGCCGUCGUCGCUGGGCUUUCGCCCUGGACUCAUUCUUCGACAGGGCACGUGUUGUUCGUCCCGAAGGUUCCUCAGCGGUUUCCACAACCACGGCAUCCUCUCGUGCCUCUAGCCCUUGCAUGGGUACGCCAUCCGCUUCCUCGCCUGCAGGUGUGGGUGCAGGUCCGGACACUGACUGCACCAAGGUCGCAAAGCCUACCUUGGCAGGUGCAGCAUGGGUCUUGACCCAACUCUGCAAGGAGACGGCGCAAGAGCCGGACCCUGCACUUGCUGCACUUCCGGCAACGGAAGAGCCUUCGAGCGCGCCCACCGACCAGGUGGCCACGAGAACGCUCAGAGGAUCGUUAAUGUCUGCAGAGGCCUUCAAGUUCUGCUUCCCUCAGGACAUUUGUGGAGUCCCGCUGGACUCAAAAGCGGCUCUCAAGGAUCCUGGCUGGAAGCGGUCCUCCAAUCGAAAUCGCCGAAGGGCCACGGCUGUUUGA
Molecule: messenger RNA, 1809 nt
Organism: Symbiodinium sp. CCMP2456
Lineage: Eukaryota; Dinophyceae; Suessiales; Symbiodiniaceae
Source: the annotation of a GenBank genome assembly